AUGUCCUUCGAAAGCGUCAUGCCGCCGUACAACGCCACGGACCCGUCGGCCUCCUUCCUUAACUCCUCCUGUCUCGACUUCCUCCUCAUCGAGCUCGUGCCCAUGGCCUUUCGCGUGACGAGAGACCUCGAAGCCGCGCCGACUGAUGCGAAUAGUGCCGGUGGGGGCGCUGCCGCUGCAGGAGGAGGUGCUUCAGCUGACGCGCUGUCGACGGUGAGCCACAGUCAGGGCGGGGGGGCCGACGGAGGUGCUGCGCCGUCGAGCGCGGACGGGGCUGCGGGCGGGAGCACAGUCAGGAAGCUGGACGAGGACGAGGAGCGGGAUGCGGUGUUUUAUCGGCUUGAGACGCUGGGAUAUCGUGUUGGGCAGGGGCUUGUUGAGAGAUUCUCGAGAGACCGGCCACGAUUCAACGAUACGCUCGACGUCAUCAAGUUUGUCUGCAAGGAUCUUUGGUCGCUUGUGUUUAGAAAACAGAUUGACAACCUCAAGACAAAUCACAGGGGCGUUUACGUACUGACAGACAACUCGUUCAAACCUUUCUCGAGAAUGAGUACAGAAGCUGGCGGACAGGCGGUUGUUCGGGCACAGCCAUUCCUCUGGUUCCCGUGCGGGAUUGUGCGCGGAGCGCUAGCGGCGUUAGGUAUCAACGCAACCGUCCAAGCCGAGACCAACGAGCUACCGGCAGCUAUUUUCCAAAUCAAGACCCUGCCGUCAAGCACAUAA
Molecule: messenger RNA, 723 nt
Organism: Colletotrichum costaricense
Lineage: Eukaryota; Fungi; Ascomycota; Sordariomycetes; Glomerellales; Glomerellaceae
Product: transporter particle component
Exons: 4
Coding region: 1-723 (240 amino acids)
Biological process (GO): regulation of GTPase activity; endoplasmic reticulum to Golgi vesicle-mediated transport
Cellular component (GO): TRAPP complex; trans-Golgi network; cis-Golgi network
Source: RefSeq, a predicted model, not a curated record